Molecule: messenger RNA, 2392 nt
Organism: Pseudogymnoascus destructans
Lineage: Eukaryota; Fungi; Ascomycota; Leotiomycetes; Thelebolales; Thelebolaceae
Product: accessory factor associated with RNA polymerase II
Exons: 4
Coding region: 755-2392 (545 amino acids)
Source: RefSeq, a predicted model, not a curated record
GGGGGUGGAGGUGAGGGUUGGGAGGGCGGCGGUGGAGGAGGCGAUGGACUGGCGGAGGAGGAGGAGCGCGUCGUGCUGGGGGCUAUCCGCGGAUGCCAUCUUGAGGUGCGGCGCGGAUAUGGGGUUGGAUAUGUUGAUGCUGGGUGGUGGUGGUGUUGGUUGUUGGUCUUGGUGGUUUUGGAGCUCGGCGGCUUCGAGGUGAAGUUGGAUAAUACACACGGUAGCCGCACUAAUCCAAACCCGCAUGAUUAGUGCCUUAGGCCAAAAGCUUGUUAUAACCAAGGGAAUCAAUCAGUUGGAUCGGCACUGGUCAACAUACAUGGCCUUAUCUUACAUUAUAUAUUCUAAACCUCACCAGCAUGAUGAACCAAUGCCAUUAAGUAUUAUAAACUGAUGGUUCCUCUCUCUUCCUAACGUCUGGGCAACGAAGAGACGUUGGGAAGAGAGAGGAACCAUCAGUAUUUCAACCAGAAUCAAUAUUUCUAUUUGAUAGACUGGUUCUUCUUGCCAAAGAUAACCUGUCCCAUUAAAGUUAAGAACGUGCCUUCCUGUAUUGGAAGGCACGUUCUCAUACAGGAAUUUUCUCUGGUAGGUUGGAUUGGGACGGAAUGACCGUAACUACCUUCAUAACAUCAUAUUACUUUCAUUUCUGUUGUCAGCGACGUCCUUAUUCCCUAACCAUAUUUUUCCACUCUCUUCAAGAGUUCUUAGCUUUAUUUCUUGUUGAAAGCUUUAAGCUGAUAAUAUUCCCAUCAUGGCGAGCCCUGCUCAGAAGAUAUCAAUUACGGACGUCACAGAUACCGAUACCGAUCAUGAUGGUGAUGCCGACGACGAGUAUAUUGAGAGACAAGAAGGCCUGUCCCCGCAAAGUACGAGUACUUUCACGCAGCAGGUGAUAGUUUCCGAGGAAGUGACAGCUGAACAAGGCUCCGGUCAAGUCACUGGUCAGAUCACAGGCCAUGUUGCUGAGGUUGAAGUUACGAAACCAACCGGAGAUGGUAAGGGGAAGCAACCUACUUCGCGGAAAGUUAAAGUUUCACAAGCUACCGGCACGAUUACUGGGAAAUUGCCUACCUCCAAAGAUGCGAAACAAGUUAAGGUUUCUAGCCAGGUCACUGAAGUGACCGCUACCCAAGAAUUAACGAACGCCUCUGGGCCAGGUGUUGGACCAUCCACGCCUCGGAAUAGCCGGUCAAUCAAAAAGGCUAUAUCAGCGGUGUUAGACGGGUCGCCUUUCAGAAGCUCGUUGUCAAACAAUGAGGGCAAGCCCCUCUUUAAGGACUCCGGGGAGUUGAAUAGCUCAAAUAACUCCACACCUCAGCCAAAGCCAAAGCCGGUAUCUCAAACUGCCGCAGAUCCUCCUCGGCCUCCUGUGCUCGGUUAUGAAUGGGUUUGGUUUCCUGCAGGGUAUUGGGCGGAGCGAGAAAUUAUUACACGGCCCGCGAAACAUAUUCGUCCUCCGAAGUGGGUUCGGAAAUCGUUACAAGAGAGCGGUCCCAGCACAUAUGGAAGCACAGUAGCUUCAGCACCGCGAUCAUUGAACGCUUCUGAGGUUUGGGCAAAGAAUCCGAAUGAUGCGGAGGAUGAAGAGGAACAGGAGCUGGAGGGCGACGGUCCCCGAGGAAGACGGGCAAUCAGUCCUGCGGGAAUAAUAAACCCUGAUAGGGGAACUUCCACGCCAAAGGCUCUUUUGCGAAAGUUGCAGCAAAUAUCGCACAGUAGGAAGGCAUCAGCAUCAGGGCCAUCUGCCGGAAAAGGAAAGGGGCCCCAAGAACCAAGGCCUGAAUCGCCGCUAAUUGAUUUGGAACGCCAAACAACGAACACGCUCCGAGGGACAUCUCGCUUCUUUUCGCAGUUUCUAGCUACGAAAAAACAAAACGAGCGAGCGAUGCACCCACUGAGCCCAAAUGAGCAGUCGCUAAAGUUGCCUCGAAAACGCUUUGGUUUGGCCCCCUGGCACCAAAAUGAUUCUGGUGACACAGUUCGGGCCGCCACCGCCACAAGCUCCAUAAGAGAGCUAUUGUUUGGCAAGACGCCUGCUUCUACUCCUCGGUCAGAUGCCCCUCCCGCUGAACCCAGGCCCGACCAGUAUUUUGGAGUUGAAGUGCCUGGCUCACGCACUGUUGAUGAUGAGAAUCAGGAUGCCCAGGAUAAUACACCGCGAUCACUUGACCAAGGAAGCCCUGAAAGAAGACGACGGUCUGCCAUCGGUUCCCCACUUACACAAGCUGGAGACAGCGGACCAUCUCGCCUGUUCCAGCCCGACUCAGGGAGCACCUUGGUUCCUGUGACAUCAAAUACAGAAAGCACGAACUUGCGAGACAGAGACAGAGUCUUUGCAAUCCAAGCUGCCACCUUUGAUUUCCCUGAAUUAAACCAGAUCCGCAAGUGA